Archocentrus centrarchus (flier cichlid) is the source of this 1077-nucleotide messenger RNA. RefSeq names its product granzyme A-like. The transcript has 5 exons. Gene Ontology annotation, biological process: proteolysis. The record is from RefSeq and is a predicted model, not a curated record. NCBI's taxonomy places the organism in Eukaryota, Metazoa, Chordata, Actinopteri, Cichliformes, Cichlidae. Bases 33 to 806 code for a protein of 257 amino acids. Gene Ontology annotation, molecular function: serine-type endopeptidase activity.
UUCAGCAUCUGAUCAAAGAGUGGUAAGAAGAAAUGUUCUGCCUGAAGGAUUUCAGUGUUUUCCUCCCAUGCCUGCUCCUCUUCAUAAUCCAGCCAGGUCGUGGUUCUGAGAUCAUUGAUGGGAAAGAAGUCUGGCCACACUCGCUGCCUUUCAUGGCUUAUCUGAGAAGUGAAGAAUUGUACUGUGGCGGGACUUUAAUCCAUCCACAGUGGGUCCUGACGGCCGCCCACUGCACUAAUAUAACUAAAGUGACCCUGGGAGUGCACUCCAUCACGAAAGAGGAAAAAUAUUCUAAGCAGGUCCGAGAGGUUGAGAAACGUUUUCCUCAUCCCGACUAUCAGAAUCUAUCCCAGGGCAAUGACCUCAUGUUGCUCAAGCUUAAGAAACCAGCGAAGAGAACCAGGACUGUAAAAUGGCUCAAGUUUGGCCGAACUGUCAGAGACCCUGCAGGUGGCAGUAAGUGUCUGGUGGCUGGAUGGGGACAGACUGAAAAUUCACACUCGUCAGAUGUCCUCAUGUCUGUCAGUGUGACUGUGGUCGACAGAGAGAAGUGCAACUCUUGUGAUUACUACAACCACAGACCUUUUAUCACCAGUGACAUGAUCUGUGCUGGUUCAAAUGGUGCAAACAAGGCUGAUACCUGUGCUGGGGAUUCAGGAGGGCCGCUGUUGUGCAAGAGACAGCUUGUUGGAGUCACUUCGUUUGGACCUGCCGAGUGUGGUACCAUUGAUAAACCUGGAGUCUAUUCAUUUAUCUCAGAGAAGCAACUCAAGUGGAUCAAAGAAACAAUGAAGUCAUAUGAAUGAAUCCAUAAGGGUCACUCCAUAUGAGCUGAGCAAGAUCUUUGAUGAUUUCAUGUUAAAUCUGUCAAUGCUGUCAUUGUAAACCAAUUACUUGAUCAGUAUCCAUUUUUCAUUUUAUUGAUUCUCUUAUACUUUAGUUUCUGCUAGCUUGCUUUAAUUUUGACAGAUUAUGCACAUAUAUAACAGCAGCCCGCUCAUUGUUAGCCCUUUCCACUGAAGGAAGUUAAGGCAGAUAAAAAAGGCAAAAACAUUAUUAGGAAUGACCCCCUCCCCC